GAUUAUCUGAUGAUGAAGCUGCAGUAUUUUUAUCUCAUAAGAAGGAAAGAACAUCUGUAUACUCCGGGAAAAAGAGUUUAUCUGCUGUAUUAAGCCUGAAAGAAUACUGCAUUCAUGUGUUAAAGAAAAACAUAGAUAGUAUUAAAUAUCUAAGGAAAGUGCCUUAUAAUGUAAUUCAACCAGUGCUUGAAUGCUGUACUCCUAGUCAACUUGUAAAUCUAGAAAAUCACAAUAAGUACCUUAUGGAUCAUACAAACGAGCUUUGGAAAAAAUUUUGUCAGAAGUGUUAUAAAGAUGAAGUACCACAAAAGCAUGAAACCUGGAGGAGUGUAUAUUUGAGAGCAAACAAGGGGAAAGAAAAAAAGUUAAAAGGAAUAAUUGCGUCUAUAGCUGCAUCUAAAGCUAAGAGUCAACCAGAGCGCCAGCUGAAACUUGCUGAUGCUCCUGUAAAGUAUUCACAGGGCAGUAGUAAAAUAACGAAAAAUACUGUGAAUGCUGGUAGUCCAUUAUUUGCUUCAUCUAAAGUCGACUCACCGUUAAGUGCAUCCAAAAUCAGCCCAUCGACAAGUACAGCCAAAGUUACCUCUGAGUCCCACAUAAAAUAUUCUCAUAGCAAUAAUAAACUCACAAAAGGUGUUGUAAAUAGUAGUAGUAGUCCAUCAGUCAGUUCAUCCAAGGUAAGCCCACCAGUUGCUGCUCCAUCAGUCAAUGUUUCUAAGACCAGUCCACCACUGAGUUCAGCUAAAGUUUCCAAGCCACAAAAGAAACAUAAGAAAGCAGCUGAAGCUCCACUGAUGUCCAAAGUGAAGAAAAGCAUGGGACUUUAUAAGCAGAAAUAACACUGUUAUUCAUCAUUCCUCUCUUUUGACAGGGGCGGAAUCUUACAGAAGCCAAAGCCAAUCCUGGCUGUAUCAUAUGUGUACAAAGUAUAAAAACGCACAUGUUUUAUUUAUAUAAUUUAGUUGAUUUUUACUCAUUUUAUUUUUGAAUUUUAAAAAGUUAAGAUAAAGAUUUUAUCUUUA
Molecule: messenger RNA, 1022 nt
Organism: Stegodyphus dumicola
Lineage: Eukaryota; Metazoa; Arthropoda; Arachnida; Araneae; Eresidae
Biological process (GO): transcription elongation by RNA polymerase II
Cellular component (GO): elongin complex; nucleus
Source: RefSeq, a predicted model, not a curated record